GCGGGGGCGCGCGGUGACUGUUGGGUUGGCGCUGAGGGGAGGAGGCAGCGCGGCCGUCGCCGUUGCGCAGAUCCGGGCCGCUGUUGUGGGGAGGGCGCCGGGGCCAGUGACCUUCCGGAGGCGGGAGCGAGCCAGGGGGCCCGGGACGCUAAGAGCUGCUGCCGCCGCCAUGAACAACUCGGGCGCCGACGAGAUCGGGAAGCUCUUCGUGGGCGGUCUUGACUGGAGCACCACCCAAGAGACUCUCCGCAGCUACUUCUCCCAGUAUGGAGAGGUUGUGGACUGUGUGAUCAUGAAAGAUAAGACAACCAACCAGUCUCGAGGCUUCGGGUUUGUCAAGUUUAAAGACCCCAACUGUGUGGGCACAGUGCUGGCCAGCAGACCGCACACACUGGAUGGGCGAAAUAUCGACCCAAAGCCAUGUACACCUCGGGGGAUGCAGCCAGAGAGGACGCGGCCAAAAGAAGGCUGGCAGAAAGGAUCCAGGAGCGAUAACAGUAAAUCAAAUAAGAUAUUUGUCGGCGGAAUUCCUCACAAUUGUGGUGAGACAGAGCUCAGGGAAUACUUCAAGAAAUUUGGAGUGGUCACGGAAGUGGUCAUGAUCUACGACGCAGAAAAGCAGAGGCCUCGAGGUUUUGGAUUUAUUACUUUCGAGGACGAACAAUCAGUGGACCAGGCUGUCAACAUGCAUUUUCACGACAUCAUGGGCAAAAAAGUGGAGGUUAAAAGGGCUGAGCCUCGUGACAGCAAAAGCCAAGCACCCGGACAGCCAGGGGCCAGCCAGUGGGGGAGCCGAGUCGUGCCCAGUGCUGCCAAUGGCUGGGCAGGCCAGCCCCCACCCACGUGGCAACAAGGAUACGGCCCACAAGGAAUGUGGGUGCCAGCAGGACAGGCAAUUGGUGGCUAUGGACCCCCACCUGCAGGAAGAGGAGCUCCCCCACCGCCCCCACCAUUUACGUCUUACAUCGUAUCCACUCCUCCUGGAGGGUUCCCCCCUCCACAAGGCUUCCCACAGGGCUAUGGGGCACCCCCGCAAUUCAGUUUCGGCUAUGGGCCUCCACCUCCACCACCGGAUCAGUUUGCACCUCCAGGGGUCCCCCCUCCACCUGCCACUCCAGGGGCAGCACCUCUGGCCUUCCCGCCGCCUCCAUCUCAGGCUGCCCCAGACAUGAACAAGCCCCCAACGGCACAGCCAGACUUCCCCUAUAGUCAGUACGGCCUGGGUACCUAUUCUCAAGACCCUGCGGGCUUCGGGCCCAUACUUUGUUUACACUCUUAUGGUCAGGCUGAGCAGUGAUAUGGCCUAGGUUAUGGACAGGACUUGGCCGGCUUUGGGCAGGGCUUCUCAGACCCCAGCCAGCAGCCCCCCUCCUACGGGGGCCCCUCAGUGCCAGGUUCUGGGGGCCCCCCUGCCGGUGGAAGUGGCUUUGGACGAGGUCAGAACCACAACGUGCAAGGAUUCCACCCCUACCGACGCUAGCUGGCUGGCGCCACGCAGAUGGCUAGAUGGCUGAGACCCAGGAUUCAAAACUUGUGAACUCGUGACAAUCACAAAACUUGGCAGAAAAAUUCAGAUUCAACCUUGGGGGGAGGGGCAGAUGUGAGGCUCUUGGAGGUGGCUGUGGGUGUCUGGACUGAAGUUUUUAAAUACAUUUCUUUCUCUAACCCAUCAGCACAAUAAAAAAAAAGUCACUGGUUCAACAACAGGGUUAAAAAAAUGUCUUCAGCUUUAAUUCAAAAUUUCAGGUUUCUUUUUCUUCCUUUUUUUUUUGAAAUUAUUUUCCUGAGCCUUUUGUUUUACCGUAUAUUGUAAACUUUUAUGUUAAAGAAAAAAAUAUACAUUUACAAAUUGUGAGAUUUUUAAGAGAAAUUUUCUACAGUGUAUACUGGCUUAUUUUUUAAUUUAAAACAGGGUUUCUGUCGGCACUGGUGGAAGUGAGGGGUGUUUUUGGUCCCCGUACUCCUGGCUUUGAGGGUUGGGACUCAUUGGUCCAGAAACUCUGGAGCUUAAAGAAGCAAUCUACUGAGCGUGUUUUGUUUUUGUUUAUUCCUUGCUUUUGUUGAUUGACCUGCCUGGCGGUGUCUGCAAGUGGGCCAUGGGUACCACACCGCCUGGCUCAGCUGGCAACCACCCCGCGUCCAACUGCAUACAGGACCAGGAGGCCUUGUCAGCCCACUUCCUGCGCAUGUGGCUUCAGGGCAUCCCCACUGACCAGUUUGACCCUGGUUUGAAUAAAGAGAAGUGCGUUUGGAUUAGAA
Molecule: messenger RNA, 2259 nt
Organism: Phyllostomus discolor (pale spear-nosed bat)
Lineage: Eukaryota; Metazoa; Chordata; Mammalia; Chiroptera; Phyllostomidae
Gene: DAZAP1
Product: DAZ associated protein 1
Exons: 13
Coding region: 170-1297 (375 amino acids)
Cellular component (GO): cytoplasm
Molecular function (GO): RNA binding
Source: RefSeq, a predicted model, not a curated record